Molecule: messenger RNA, 817 nt
Organism: Salvia splendens (bonfire salvia)
Lineage: Eukaryota; Viridiplantae; Streptophyta; Magnoliopsida; Lamiales; Lamiaceae
Product: glycolipid transfer protein 1-like
Exons: 7
Coding region: 105-716 (203 amino acids)
Biological process (GO): intermembrane lipid transfer; ceramide transport
Cellular component (GO): cytosol; membrane; cytoplasm
Molecular function (GO): ceramide 1-phosphate binding; ceramide 1-phosphate transfer activity
Source: RefSeq, a predicted model, not a curated record
UGAAACAAGAAUAUUUAAUAUUACCAGAAUCAUUUGAAUUUUAACCCCAUAUGUAAUCCACAGUUCUGUUAGGAUUGGUUCUUGAUCCCCAUCCUCUGAAAGAAAUGGCAGAAAGUAGUGUGUUCAGUGACUGUGUGGAAGGGUUAAAACAUGUGAAAUCUGAUCAUGGAGAUCUCAUGACCAAGCCUUUCUUGGAUGUCUGCAAACUUGUUUUGCCAAUUUUAGAUAAAUUUGGCGCUGCGAUGAUAGUGGUAAAAUCUGACAUUGGUGGUAAUAUAUCGAGGCUGGAGUCUAAGUAUGAUUCAAAUCCAUCAAGAUUUAAUUACCUAUUCAACUUGGUGCAAGCUGAAGUUGAAACCUCAACUGCCAAGUCAUCUUCCAGUUGCACCAAUGGACUCCUCUGGCUCACCAGAGCGAUGGAUUUCAUCGUUGAGCUAUUCCGCAAUCUAGUUGAGCAUCAAGAUUGGUCGAUGUCUCAAGUUUAUAACGACGCAUAUGCCAAAACCUUGAAGGAAUGGCAUGGCUGGCUUGCUUCUUCAAGUUUUACGGUUGCUCUGAAGCUUGCACCUGACAGAAAGAAAUUCAUGGAGGCUUUAGGCACAACCGAUGAUACCAAUGGCGACAUGCACAAGUUCUGCACGGACUUCUCGCCAAUCCUACGAAAGAUCCACAAGUUUCUUGCAAGUUGUGGAUUGGACAAUAUGAAAUCUUCAUGACGGUGUCCAUUUGUAGCUCCUCUAAGUUGUUGCUUACCUAAUGCUGCACAUCAAUGAAGAAGAAACCACUUUGUGCUUCUCUAAAUCAAGAUUUGUUUUUC